GCUGAUGGUCAGCUGAUCUUUCCGGAAGUUGUUGCUUCACUGCAGCUAGCAGCGUUUUGUUUAUUUGGAUCAGAAUCAGCUGUGAGGAUCACAUGAGAGACUUUAUAGCUUUAUAGUUCUGAAAUUUAAUUUGUUUUGUUACUGUUACUGCAGUUUCUCACUAAAAAAACAAAAACAAAAUGUCUCUGUUCAGUGUAAAGACCGGAGUCAGUGUGUUAACGCUCAUCUGUCUCCUGUUAGCAGCUACAGAAGCUAAAAAUUCUGAGGACAUCAGGUGUAAAUGUAUUUGCCCCCCUUACAAAGACAUCGAAGGACAGAUCUACAAUCAGAACGUUUCCCUGAAGGACUGUAACUGUCUUCACGUGGUGGAUCCGAUGCCGGUGGAAGGGAAAGACGUGGAGGCGUACUGUUUACGCUGCGAAUGUAAAUACGAGGAGAGAAGCUCAGGAACGAUUAAAGUGACCAUCAUCAUCUACCUGUCUGUUCUGGGGCUGCUGCUGCUCUACAUGGUGUAUCUGACCCUGCUGGAGCCCAUGCUCAAACGCCGCCUGUUCGGACACUCGCAGCUCAUCCAGAGCGACGAUGACGUCGGAGACCAGCAGCCGUUUGCGAACGCUCACGAUGUGCUGUCCCGCUCGCGCUCUCGCACCAACAUGCUGAACAAGGUGGAGCACGCGCAGCAGCGCUGGAGGAGGCAGGUCCAGGAGCAGCGCAAGUCCGUGUUCGAUCGGCACGUGGUGCUAAGCUAAAAAAAUUUAAAAAACACUCCCCCUAGUGGACGGUCUGGUUAUGUGUUUAAGACUACUGUUAUCUCUUCAGCGUAACCUCCUCGCCUUUAUAACAUCAUCCCCUGUGUGUGUGUGUGUGUGUGUGUGUGUGUGUGUGUGUGUGUGUGUGUGUGGAGUUUGUAAUCACUGGCAGGAACUUUCACCUCUCAGUAUUUAACAUUCUGAAUUUUUUUCUUUUUUUUUUUUGCAUGAAAUAACGUAAAAUCUUCUGUGAAUAGAAAUCAUUGUUUACUCCUGAUGCAGCUUGAUCACAUUUAAAUACGGAGGUACGAAAAUAUCAGACUAGAAGCUGAUGCAAUCAUCUCAUUCCUCUUUAAUAAGCUUCUCCAAUAAAUAACAUUGUCCUUCAUGUGUGUGUGUGUGUGUGUGUGUGUGUACAUUGAUCACAUCAUGAACUAUUUAUGAUUUAUUGCUAAAUAAACCUGAUUCUUGCUUCAAAGCGUAACCAGUCUGAUGAUGUACAUCUUCACGUAAACAAUCUGUUCGUGUUCGUUAUUCAUUACUGCUGUGGAAUUUUCUCCAGAAGAAAAUCUGAAUUAUAAUUGUGUUGGAUUCAUGGUUUAGGAGUUUAGAGUUUGAUGAUGAGGUUAAUAUCUUGUACCUGUGAUCACUUCUAAUAUGUUCAAUACACUUCUGUGGAAUUUG
Messenger RNA from Pangasianodon hypophthalmus (striped catfish), 1433 nucleotides. It is a transcript of the gene tmem9b, whose product is annotated as TMEM9 domain family, member B. The coding region runs from base 180 to 749 and encodes 189 amino acids. Gene Ontology annotation, biological process: positive regulation of canonical NF-kappaB signal transduction. The record is from RefSeq and is a predicted model, not a curated record. The transcript has 5 exons. Gene Ontology annotation, cellular component: lysosomal membrane. Lineage: Eukaryota; Metazoa; Chordata; Actinopteri; Siluriformes; Pangasiidae.